Molecule: messenger RNA, 1927 nt
Organism: Cucurbita pepo subsp. pepo (vegetable marrow)
Lineage: Eukaryota; Viridiplantae; Streptophyta; Magnoliopsida; Cucurbitales; Cucurbitaceae
Source: RefSeq, a predicted model, not a curated record
AUGGUGAGAACAUACGAUGUUUCUAUGAGAAGAUUUGGUCUGUAUGUCUUGUCUGCCACGGAGGAAAUGGGCAAUACAAAGCAAGUUCUUGAUGGGGAUGUUCAGAAUUCCUUGAAGCAGGAGAUUCUACAGCUUCAAGAACAAUUACAAAGCCAGUUCAUCAUUCGCCACGCCUUGGAGAAGGCAAUGAACUAUCAGCCUCUCGCACUUCAUUCCGCUACCGAAAACUCGAUUCCGAAGGCUGAGAUGGAUCUGAUUAAACAAAUAGCCGUCUUGGAGUUAGAAGUCGUUUAUCUGGAAAAGUAUCUCCUGUCGUUAUACCGACGAACUUUCGAGCAACAAGUAUCCUCUUUUUCUACCAUGGAUGAUAGCCAAGAAUCAUUUGGCAAUCAAUGUAAAGAACGAAACGAAGACGAGGAACCAGAGAAGUCGUUACACGUUCACCGCAGCUAUUCAUCUCUUUCGCAGAGAUCGCCCGGUUCAUCUCGAAGCUAUCCGUUAUCAAAGUAUAUGGCUAAAGCAGUAGAUUCAUACCAUUCCCUUCCAUUAUCAAUGCUGGAGCAAUCUCGAGUUGAUGCUUCGAAUUCUACGAGCCUCGGGGAGCACCUCGGUGCCUGGAUAUCGGAUCGAGCAGACGAGUCGCCUAACUGGAUUGCUGAGGAGAUGAUCAAGUCCAUCUCUGCAAUAUACCGCGAACUGACCGAACCUCCUUUGACGAAUCAUAAGAAUCGUUCUCCUAUCUCACCGUUGUCAUCCAUGUAUGAACUUUCUUUACAAGACGUGUGCAGUAUGAGGAACUACGAGAAGUCGUUUAACUCGAAUUUCGAGAACUCGUUUCACACCGGAGAAUUUAGUGCACCGUACGACACGAUGUUGAAGGUGCAAUGGCUUUCUAGAGAAAGAAUGAAGGACAUAGAUAUCAACCACAUGCUACAAGGCUUCAGGUCACUUACUUCUCGGCUCAAAGAUGUCGAUCUCAAAGUCAUGAAACACGAUGAAAAACUCGCGUUUUGGAUUAAUGUACACAACGCGCUCGUAAUGCAUGCUUAUUUGCAAUAUGGUAUCCCCAAGAACAGUUUAAAGACAUUGAUACUCAAGGCCGCGUAUAAUGUUGGGGGACACGUAAUAAGUGUCGAUAUGAUACAAAGCUCGAUUCUCGGGUGUCGUUUGCCUCGUCCGGGACAGUGGCUGCACUUGUUCCUCUCGUCGAAAACGAAACUUAAGGUCAACGAUGCACAGAAAUCCUAUCGAAUCAACCACCCCGAACCUCGGUUAUACUUCGCUCUAUGUUGCGGGAGCCAUUCCGAUCCAGCAGUUCGUGUCUAUACGGCGAAGAGGCUGAAUGAGGAGCUGGAGGUUGCAAAAGAAGACUACAUCCUUUCAAAUUUGAGGACACACAAAGGGCAGAGAAUUCUACUCCCCAAGAUUGUAGAGUCCUUUGCCAAGGAUUCUGGCUUAUGCGUGGAAGAUUUGGAGGACGUUGUCGAGCGUCUAAGGCUCGACGGGUGUUUAAACGACAGUCGGCAGCUGCAACGAAAGAAGUUGUGGAAGAGUAUUGGGUGGAUACCUCACAACUUCACCUUCAGCUUUCUGCUGUCCAAAGAAUUGGGAUGCCACCAGUCCCUGUCUUGAUAGUUUCAUACCGAAAUCUGAAACAUUUUUGUCGAGCGAGAUUCGAUCGUUUGGCGUUGAAGGACGGCUCGUGAUUGCACCUUGGAAUGACAGAUGAAUCAUAGCAAUGGCUUACCAAGCAAGCUCAUGAUGUUGAAUCCAAAAGGGGAAGAAAAAUGUGAGUUUUGGACCAAAAAUUGAGCUGUUUUGUCAGUCAAAAACAGGAAUAGCAGGUUAUGAUUCAACUGUCAUACUAAGAUGUCUUGUCUGAUGUCUGUUAUUGUUGAUGUAAUGUCUCAAAAUGCUUUGAUUUUGU